AUGUCCACAAGAUCGAAAGAGAAAGUGGUGGCUGCUUUCCGAAAAUUUUUUCGAUCUUCAGAGAAGAUUUCGGAACAAGAUGGAGCAAGUAGUUCGACGAGUUCACCAUCGAGAAGGCUUCUAAGUCGGCAUCGUCCGGAUGCAGUCACUCCAACUGAUGGUGCAUUGUCGGAUAAUCCGGGUGUUAGUAAUUCCAAUCAUGGAAGUUGUUUCUUCAAAUCAAAAAAAACCACUAAUAAUUCUACGCAGGGAACCAUGGCGAUGCCGGAUAAAAGAGUUCGUCUACGUCGUUUAAUGAAAGAACUUAGCGAGAUUCAAAGAAUGCAGCAUCGACUCGAAUCGACUUUCACUGCAGAAUUGGUAAAUGACAAUUUAUUCGAAUGGCAUGUAAGACUACACAAGAUUGAUCCGGAAAGUGAACUGGCUGCAGAUAUGAGAGAGCUCAAUAUACCUUAUAUACUUCUCCACGUGGUAUUUCCGGAGAAUUUUCCGUUUGCGCCACCUUUUAUGCGUGUUAUUUCACCAAGAAUUGAAAAAGGAUUCGUGAUGGAAGGGGGUGCAAUUUGUAUGGAACUUCUUACACCUAGAGGCUGGGCUAGUGCAUAUACUAUUGAAGCUGUAAUCACGCAAUUUGCAGCUAGUAUCGUUAAAGGCCAGGGUCGUGUAGCGAGAAAACCAAAAACGAACAAAGAAUUUAACAGACGUUCCGCAGAAGAAUCUUUCAGAAGUUUAGUAAAAACGCACGAGAAAUAUGGUUGGGUCACACCGCCGCUUGCAGAAGGUUGAUCCACCAGAUUUGAAAAACAAAAGACUUCGUUGUAUUUAAAAAAAGUAUACAUAUAUAGGUUAUAAAUGUGACUUUCAAGUCGGUAUCAUUAUAUUCUUUUUCCGUUCGAUAAUAAUAAUAAUAAUAUAAUUAUACUAUAAUAGCAUUAUAUAAUGCCUUUAUAAAUGCAAUAUUUGGGAAAGGAAUAAUGGACGAUAGUAAAAUAUUUAAGAAAUUUUUAGAAUUUUUGACUUGGUUAAAACGAUGAAGUUCGCUUAUAAAAACAUUAAUCAAUCCUAUUUUUCAAGUUUAUGAGUGAAAUUUAUUGUAAAUCUAUCGUGACAUUUGUAUGAACAAAAAUCAUAUUAUAAAGAUACAUAUUUUAUAAUUCUUAUAUAAUUAUUCAAAAGUAUUUCAAUACUUUUAUGAACAAAUUACGAAAAAAUGUCUUUCAUCUAUGAAUUUGAUUUUAUUUUAUUAAAAUAUAAGAAUAAGAAUUAAUGCUAUAAACAAAUUGAGCUUAUAUUACGAUAAUCGAAGAAUUUACGUUGCCAAAUUAUACGAAUUACAAUAAACAUAAUAAUAAAAUUAAGUAAUUUUAAUAAACGUAAACGAUACAAAAUUUAAUAAAAUAAUGUAUAUUUAUAAUAAUUGUAUUUAUAAAAUGGAGGAAGGAAAAUGUAGUCUUUCAAUUCAGUAUUUCUUUAUUUGAACUUCCAUCUAUUGGGUAUUAUGAUGCCACAAAAAAUACAUGCAUAAAUUUUUAUAUUGCGAUGAUUAAUAUUUAAUUAAUAUUUAACGGUUAAUAUUAAAAAAAAUAUAUAUAGAUUUAAGUUUCGUUUUUACUAUACAGUCAAUUUAGGAUAGAACAAUGUAAUAUAAUUUCUAAUAUAUUGAAAUUAAGACUAUUCCAUCAUAUACAGAUUCAUAUAAGUAAAAUUCUGUACUAAUUAAAUCAAGGCAUUGAUUGUAUAUUGAUAUAUUGUUCUAUUUACUUGAUAUGUUGUAUUAUUAUUUAUUAUUGAUCGUAAAAAAAUGAAAAAUAUAAAAUAUUGUUUAUUUAAUUUAAAAUAUUAUUGAUUAAUAAUAUUAUUUAUUUAGUAUUAAUAAGUAAAAAUUAAAUAAAAAAUUUAUUACAUUAA
Molecule: messenger RNA, 1908 nt
Organism: Apis cerana (Asiatic honeybee)
Lineage: Eukaryota; Metazoa; Arthropoda; Insecta; Hymenoptera; Apidae
Product: ubiquitin-conjugating enzyme E2Q-like protein 1
Source: RefSeq, a predicted model, not a curated record